AAGGUUUGAAAACUGCAGUUGCUAACAGCUUUAUUUUUUAUUGUGUAUGCAUAAUAUGUUUGCUGCUGCUACCAAAAGUUUUGUUAAGCAGGUUGGUGAUGGAGGUCGAUUAGUUCCUGUUCGUAGCCUCAGUGAAGCUGAUAAAUAUCAACCCCUCAGUCUUGUAAUCAAGAAGAAAAGCUGUUUCCUUUGUAAAAGAUCCAAAUUUGUUUCAACACCAUUCAGCCUAAAAGACAUUCUUCAAGGAGAGAAAGAAAUAUCAGCUGGUAUUUCAUCUUACCAAUUACUGAAUUAUGAAGACAAAUCAGAUGUAGCACUCAAUGGUAGACGAGGAAAUCACAUCAUGAACUCUGCCGGGGUCAAUAUCGCUGGAUCAGAUUCCCUUGCAGUGAAGGCUUCAUUUGGUAUUGUAACUAAACAUGAAGUUGAGGUACCAACAUUACUCAGAGAACUAACUAGUAGAAAAAUGAAUUUUGAGCACUGCCUUGUUCGCCAGUCCCGGGAAAGUAAGAGGACAGUUCUCUGUGUGGUCAUGGAGAGUAUUCGAACAACACGGCAAUGUUCGCUGUCUGUUCAUGCUGGCAUGAGAGGUGACACAAUGAGAUUCCAUAUUAUUGAUGACCACAAUUACAAAGGACGUGACAGGGCUAUUGUGUUUCCUGCACAUACAACUAUUGCAUUUAGUGUAUUUGAACUUUAUAUUCGCUUGGAUGGUAAUUUUGAGCUCUGCGUCACUCCAGAAUCAAAAGGAGGAUUUGAAAAAGAGCCAUCAAGAUCAUUUUCACUAACCAGAUUAACGAAUCAUCUCUUUCAUAGAAACAAAAGGGUAAUGGAUAUCAUCGCUCACUCAGAUAAUUACUUAGAUGACCUUUUUGCAGACUACUAUGAAAAAGCUACAAGCAUGACUGACAUCUCCACAAGCUAUUUCCGAGAAGGGGCUCACGUACGAGUGAAUCUACUUAAUAACAAUAUCCCCAAAGGUCCUUGUUCCCUGUGCGGAAUGGGGAGUUCCAGAAGGGAAACAGUCUAUGGUUGUCUUGAGUGCUCUUUUAAUGGACAAACAUUUGUACGAUUACAUGCUGUGCCUUGUUUCGACCUAUGGCACAAGAGAGUGAAGUAAUUUU
Molecule: messenger RNA, 1124 nt
Organism: Elgaria multicarinata webbii
Lineage: Eukaryota; Metazoa; Chordata; Lepidosauria; Squamata; Anguidae
Gene: PJVK
Product: pejvakin
Exons: 6
Coding region: 47-1120 (357 amino acids)
Biological process (GO): programmed cell death
Cellular component (GO): cytoplasm
Source: RefSeq, a predicted model, not a curated record